This is a messenger RNA of Drosophila innubila, 3400 nucleotides long. RefSeq lists its product as uncharacterized. The record is from RefSeq and is a predicted model, not a curated record. NCBI's taxonomy places the organism in Eukaryota, Metazoa, Arthropoda, Insecta, Diptera, Drosophilidae. Bases 260 to 3136 code for a protein of 958 amino acids. The transcript has 7 exons.
CAGAGGCAGAGCCAAAACCACAGGGAGAGCGGAUGUAGCUAACGUUUUGGAACAGCUCUAAGCGCAAACGCUUGGCAAGUGGUGACAAAUGGCAAACUGGCUCAGCAGUCGCUAGCUGUUAAUCUACUUGAGCGCGUUCGGGCACGGACAAAGUUUAGGUGUUUAAAAAAAAAAAAUAAACAAAAAACUUAUAAUAAAUAAAAAUAGCAUAUCAAAAGAUCUAACGCGUUUUUUUUCCCCCAGAUACAUUUGGUAUAAAAUGAAGUCGAGCCCAUGGUCAAUAUUGGCCAGCGGUUUUGGUUGCAUUAAUCUCACUGCCCUCGUGUUGCUAAUAUGUAGCGGUCAAGCAGCAGCUCAAUCGAAUUACGUGCAACAUGGCGAUAGCGGCAACUACUCCACAAGCGGACUGCCAGAAGAGGCGACACUGGAUGGAAAGGUAACCAAGCUCGAUGACAUUAGCCCCUUGAUCUUUCUGAAUCGCACGAAGGCUGCUCUUAACUGCGCAGCUGGCUCAAUGCAAGUUGAUCUAAAAUUCAACGAUCCGUUUCAUGGCAUCAUACAAGCUGACUAUGAUCGCAGCAGUGCCUGUCGUGUGAGUGGCAAAGGUGCAUUUAGCUAUCGUCUGGAGUUGCCGCUUAAAGGAUGUGGUACUAUACAAAAUCCCACUCGUGUAUUUACCAACAACAUUAUUGUGCGUUUCCAUGCCAAUUUGGAAAUGGAUGGCGAUGAAAUCAUCACGAUAGUGUGCCGGUAUCCGCCGCCUGUGCCUUCACUGCCACCAGCACUGCCAGCACCUAUUUUAAAUCCUAUUGCAACGAGUGCUGUGCUCCAGCCCCCACUAAAGAGUAUACAGAUACUAAUGAUCAUCUGUGCUAUCAUGUUCCUUACACUUCUUCUGUUGGGUCUGGCCGUCUCCUACUACUGCCUUCGCAGCCGGCCCAUUCCGGUGGUGCGUCGCCUACACAUGAGCAUGGGUAGCGGCUCGGAGAUAACCAAAUUAAGCGGCAGCAGCGUUGGCAACAUCAGUGCGUUUGAGGGUGUAAAAAUACCGCGAGCCCAUGCUGCACUCCAGGCCGUGUACAGCUCUUCUGGUAGCGAAGGAGCACUGAUACCAUCGGACUAUCCCAGUGAAUCACAUUCGGAGAUUGAAGAGAUUGACACUCGAUCAUUGCCAUUCAGUUCAGCGGGUAGCUUUGAAAAUCGCGCCUUCAUUCAAGAGACUUCAAGCAUUUACAGUGACCACUAUGCCCCGACUCAGGAAAUACCCGUUACCAACUCGGUUAUGACAACUGUUAUGCGACAUAACUCACCAGUUCAGGAGGUAAUGACUAAUUCGCCCAAGUUCGAUGUUCAGGUGCGUGUAAAGAAAUAUCCGCAACCAAUUCCAUCGCCGGUCACCUCCGACACGGAGAGCGUGGGUACUGUGCGGCCCGAUCGAAAUAAUUUGUCGACCAUUAUGGAGGCGUAUGAGGAUCGAGAGAGUGUAAUGACUAUGGAUUCGUUGCCGCCGAAAGUGGAGACCAUGCAGUCACAAUUUACAUAUGUUCCAGAGUUGCAUCCGGCUCCACACGCUCUACAGUCACAGCCCCCUCCCAUUGUAGCCGAACCCAAGUUCUCCGUCUACACUCGCACGCACCAUGAGGUAGUGGACGGACGUCCAGACACCUGGUCUGACUAUACUGACGGACCAGCAAAUAGCGAAAUUACAGACUUAUCAUCUGAAGCUCCCGACAGUCGUAUCCAUGAAACAAGUGCCGCGGUAGACACUAUGCACUAUUACGAGCACGAGUACGCCCCAGCGGAACCGAUCGUUCCGAGUAAUCAGCUGCCAGUGACAUCGCACACCGUGGACGAUGUCUAUUUACGCACAGUUACUGAGAAGAAGACCAUUGAAGAUAUUGAAAGUCAUAAACGACUUGUCACUGAGUACAAGAGUAAACCGAAAGCGCCAUUGCCGCCGCCUCCUCCGGAAGUGGUAGACCCCAAAUUCGAUGUUAGGGUGCGCAAGUAUCCAAGCGAACGCGAGCAACAGCAAUGGGAGAACUUCUCUGAUAUUUCUAGCGCCUCGGGCCUCACUCUGACACCCAAGCUGGAGCGCUCGGAGUUGAGUUUACCACCCACUGAGCCGCCGUCACAAAUCCACGAUAACAAGCUUAAGCUGACCAGUCCAGAACUAGUAGGAAAUAUGAAGCCAAUUGAGGUUCCACCGCAAGAUAAGGAUGUUCCCAACUGGGAUGUGCUCAUACGAAUUUUGGAGGAGCCAGAGAUGUCCGAUAUAGUUGAUGACGCCAGUUCUGUUCACAAUAUCAGCUACGACGAUAAAACCAAGUGGAAGGAAAUCAUCACCACGCAGUCUUCACUGCGUACAAUGCUAACCGAAGCGGUGGUUCGCGAGGAUUUCGAACGCAUCCGUCAGGACACUCGUUACGAGCGAAUGUUUGAGCCUCAAACCUGGGAUGUCAUAAUACGGAUCCUUGCUCCACCCAGUGACGACGAUACAGACGUAGAGAUGCGUGCACCCAAACGUGGCAAGAAAACAGCUCCGCAGCCUUGGGAUACACGUUCCAGGCGCAGCUCCUUGCCCACGCUUUACGAAUACGACAGCGAUGGUGGGUCGAGUGUUCGCACCAUACGCAACGAUUCAACGAUGCCGCUACAUGAAGGACCUGGUGUCGGGACUGGACCUGGACCUUUUAGCAUGCAACGAUCACGCCGUAGCUCGCGCACCUCAUACCAAACGGAUCAAAAUGAUUUCCGUUCGAUGUCUGAGGUGACCGUGGACUUUGGGAGACUUCAGCCGGAUCAUCUGGAUAAUGUAAGCGACGCUAGUUCGUAUUACCGUAUGCAGUACUACGAUGACGAAGAUAGACGCUCUUUCCAUCGAUCUAUCAGUCAUCCAUCGCUUGCACGCUCCGCCAGCGAAUUCACAGAGCACUGGACAGCCCCUGACGAGAUUGAGAUCUCCUCGCCAGAAGGCACGCCCAGAGCUCAUCGUGUGCGUCAGUCUUCACAGCUCGUACGGGACCAGCCUAGUGAACAACAUAUCGUGUCCCAAACGCAAAGCGAUUUUGUGGAAACACACCGUAGCAUCUACCAGUCUGAAAAGCAGUUGUCUCCGCCAUCACGAAAGUGGUAGGCGGAUAAUCCUUAAAUCGAGUCAUUUAUUUCCCAAAUAUUCGACUAAACACAAGAGUAAAAUUGCUCUUCGGAAAGGGGUAUCUAUACUUACAUUUGAAAGUAUUUAUCAUACAAACAUAAUUGCCUUAAAAAUGGAUGGAAUUGAGCGCGAUUCCGCUAACAGAUUUUUAACCCAAUCAACAAUCUCUAACUACAAUUUCAAUAUGUUUAGUAAAUUACUUAAAGCAAUUUUCUAACUUAAUGGAAUUACCAAAUAAAAAAA